Knipowitschia caucasica is the source of this 285-nucleotide messenger RNA. NCBI's taxonomy places the organism in Eukaryota, Metazoa, Chordata, Actinopteri, Gobiiformes, Gobiidae. The record is from the annotation of a GenBank genome assembly.
AUGGCGCCGUGCGCCUCAAUCAGGUGUGGGCCCGCAGCGAGCCCGCUCAUUUGCAUGUCCAAGUAUGAGGGAAUUCCUCUUAGGAAGAAACCGGGCUUUGAUGUGGCCAUUCCCACUGGAUUAUGGACUAAAAUAGACAGUAAUGGAUCAGUGAAGUCAUUCAUCAGCAGUGUGGCGGCCAGGCUCCUUCACCUCUUUAACCAGGAGCUGCUUCAAAGAGAAAACCGUGAGCUGUGGCCUCAGUCUGAGGUCAAUGGGACUGGAGUCAAACCCUCAUGUGGGUGA